AAAUUCAGUUUGCCGUUAAGCCACAUUCUCGCGAUCAAGUCUUAUAUAUAAGGAUUUGAAGUGUUACUAAACUGUGCUGAGAUAAGUAAUAGUCUCUUCUGUCUUCGUAUUGCGGUGGCUUUCAUGAGUAGCACUAGUGCAAGUGACAUGUUCUAUUACUCCCUAUUCAUUAUCUGGUUCUUCACUGCCCUCCUCGUCCAUUCGCUGAUCCGGUCGUUCUUGAAGCCCCGCCCUGAGGACAAGUCCACUGUCGUACAGAAGCCUCCUCCGAGCCCGCGGGCUCUUCCCUUCAUUGGCCACCUCCACCUGAUCGGCAAUGUUCUUCCAGUGUCCUUCCAGAACCUGGCCCGACGUUACGGGCCCCUCAUGCAGCUCCGCCUCGGGUCAUCAUCCUGUGUGGUGGUUUCCAGUUGGGCAGUGGCCCGGGAGAUUUUCAAGACCCAGGAGCUCAACUUCUCGUCCCGGCCAGAGUUUGGGUCCUCUGAGUACUUCAUAUACCGUGGGUCAAGGUUCGUGAUGGCCCAGUAUGGGGACUACUGGCGGUUCAUGAAGAAGCUGUGCAUGACGAGGCUCCUCGCCGUGCCCCAGCUAGACAAGUUCAUUGACGUGAGGGAGGACGAGGUGGUGAGGAUCAUGGAGUCAGUGGCGAGAGCGGCAAGACGAGGAGAAACGUCUGAUCUGAGCGGAGAGUUUACAAGGCUCACCAACAACAUGAUAUGCCGGAUGGCGAUGAGCGCCCGGUGCUCAGGGACCUCCAGUGAGGCAGAGGAGAUCAAGCGGCUCGUGAAGAUCUGCCUGGAUCUAGCUGGGAAGCUUAGCGUCGGGGACAUCCUGGGACCUUUGAAGUUCCUCGACUUCUCCGGAAAUGGGGAGAAGCUCGUUUCUACGCUCCUGAAGUUCGAUCAGAUCGUCGAGAGGAUCAUUAAGGAGCACGAGAUGAGCGGCCCCGAUAAGGAGAAGAAGGAUUUGCUGGAUAUUUUGCUGGAAGUGUAUAGGGACCCAACUGCCGAAGUGAAGAUCACCCGAAAAGACAUCAAGUCCUUCUUAUUGGACAUUUUCAUGGCGGGGACUGAUACUUCCUCAGCAGCCAUGCAAUGGGCCAUGGCGGAGCUCAUCAACCGCCCACAGUGCUUCAACAAACUAAGGGACGAGAUCAACUCGGUGGUGGGGCCCACGAGGGUGGUCAAAGAAUCCGACGUCCCGAAUCUGCCCUACCUCCGGGCGGUCAUCCGGGAGACGCUGCGACUGCAUCCUUCAGCCCCAUUGAUCAUAAGGGAGUGCGCCGAGGACUGCCUGGUGGACGGCUCGCUCGUUAAGGGCGGGUCAAGGGUCCUGGUCAAUGUGUAUGCAAUCAUGCGAGACCCCGAAUUAUGGACGGAACCGGACGAGUUCAUCCCCGAGCGGUUCCUGGAGGGAUCGGAGGAGAAGAUCGGGGAGCACCAGAUGGAGUUCAAGGGGCAGAACUUCAGGUUCCUGCCCUUUGGGAGCGGGCGUAGGGGCUGCCCUGGGGCGUCGCUCGCGAUGCUGAUGAUGCACGCCACCGUGGGCUCCCUCGUGCAGUGUUUCGACUGGAAGGUCAAGGACGGAGACAAGGUCGAUCUCAGACAAGGGUCCGGGUUCGCUGCUGAGCUGGCUAAACCGCUUAUAUGCUACCCGUCCAUACACAUCAACCCCUUCCCCUUAGAUGAAUAACAUAUGGUCGUGCCAGUCUAUAUAUAUAUGUGAUAUGCUUUAAUAACGAGGGAAUAUGAUAUAGCAUGUUAAUGCAAUCAUCAAUAUCAAUAUGUAGUAGUACUGCUUUGGAGCCUGUAAAAUUGCAUGAUCACAGUAGACGUUAUAUGCUACUCGGAAAUUGCAAUAUUAUUGUUAAUUUACUGCU
Molecule: messenger RNA, 1879 nt
Organism: Punica granatum (pomegranate)
Lineage: Eukaryota; Viridiplantae; Streptophyta; Magnoliopsida; Myrtales; Lythraceae
Source: RefSeq, a predicted model, not a curated record